Molecule: messenger RNA, 406 nt
Organism: Funneliformis mosseae
Lineage: Eukaryota; Fungi; Glomeromycota; Glomeromycetes; Glomerales; Glomeraceae
Source: the annotation of a GenBank genome assembly
AUGAUUACUAAAGAUUCAUCUUCAGUUACUUCAGACUUGAUUUACUAUGAAGAGGAUUUCUCCAUAACUAGCAUUGAAUCUAUAACUUUCCCAGAACAGGUAGUUAAAGAAUUGAUUUCAGUUAUCUCUAGUAACAAAUCAUCUGCUAAGAUAUCACCAAUAAAAUCAUCUAUGGUGGAGACUUCCGAGAACAUAGAUACAGAGUGUCAAAAAAUUUCUUAUAAUCAAAAAGUGGAGCAAGAUUUGAGAUGGGAACUAUCCUUCACUGAAGUUAGUAAUAGUAAGAUUAAUAAGAUGUUUGAUAUUCAGAUUUCUAAAUUCUCUUUAAAAGCAAUUCUGAUGGGAUCUAGUGAAAUUACAGCACAGAAUAUAGUUGAACUAUUUAAAGUAGCAAUGAAGCUUAAAU